AUGAGGGCCACCACCGCUGCGCUCCUUCUCACCGCCGCACACUUGACCUCCGCCAGUCCUCUCCAGCAUGGAACCGUCCGUCCACGACAAGACUUCCCCUCGGAGUUCCAGCCAGGCCCCGAUUCCGGGUACGACGAUCCUACCAUCGACAUCGCCGACCCGUCCUUCGCUACCGCAAUAGCAGCUGGGUAUCAAGGCCCGUUUGCGUCGUAUGAAGAGCACGAGCUUGUCGGACCCGUCGACCUGCUGCGCAACGGACAUGUAAACUUUGGUGUCAAGCCGAACUUCACCAUGCCCUUGUACCAGGGAACUUCAGCAGCAAACACCACAUAUUGGUGGGUCAUCAUCGACUCUUCGGACGAGGGCAACGCCAAACAGCUGGGCCUCAACUUUGCGCCGAAGCUCCGAUUCGCGGCCCAAGGCAUGACCAGCGAUGGUCUCAAAGGUGCUGAACAGCUCGAAGUCGUCAACAACACCGUCUAUGGACGACGAGGCAUGGUCGACUUCUCACCCGUGCGGAACAUCGUCCCGGGUGACGCAUCCCCUUUUCCACCCAAGUCGGUCCAGCCCGGCAGCGUAGGCGACCAAUACUAUACGCCGCUGAUCCAACUUACAAAUGCUGGUUACGAAGUGUAUAAUGCUCCGAUCAUUGCGGGUGACGUGGACGAAGAUUAUCUGAACCAGUUCUGCGACGGCAUCCCGGAUAACAUGUUGGACGAGUUCCGCAGCAAAGUCCACGAUCAAGUGCUUUCGAUCUGCCCUCGCGAUGAAGUCGUCACGCUGGCCACGGUGCGCGGCUUUUCCUUUUCAAAAUCGGUGCUCUACUUGGUCUUUGACGCGUCAGACCCCUUACCCGCCACGCUGGAUGGCGGCACAUACGCGGAGCGCCUGAGAGCCAUCCGCACAGGUGGCGACGACUCUCUUUUCAGCGGCAUCGAGCGCUUCUUCGUCAGCACGAAUGGGUACACCAACCAGGAUCUCCCUCCUGGGGCGCCGAACAACGAGACGCACCAUCCCUGGCGACAGGGUUUGAACAGCGCUAUUCUCGGAGAAGGAAAUCCUUUGAACAUACUCGGAGCGAUUCCAACUGUUGCUUAUGAUUACUCGCCCCUGUGGAACUUCAACCUGUACUCCUGGACAAAUUACAGCAUCGAGAAUGGAAUCCGAACCAGGCUGACCGGAGAAUUCGAGGUGCUGGGAAUGGCGGCUGCCGGCUACGUGACCAACCCGGACGGUUCGCCCCUGAGCGACGCUGGGAUUGUCACCAACUGUCCGAUCGGCCACCGUUUCCUGUAA
Molecule: messenger RNA, 1296 nt
Organism: Cladophialophora carrionii CBS 160.54
Lineage: Eukaryota; Fungi; Ascomycota; Eurotiomycetes; Chaetothyriales; Herpotrichiellaceae
Exons: 4
Coding region: 1-1296 (431 amino acids)
Source: RefSeq, a predicted model, not a curated record